AUGCGGCAACGACCGCAAAGUGAAGACUUCAAGUCACCCAAUGAGGCGGCCGGCGCAAGACGACCGUCGGCCCCUCUCAUAAGGACGCCCUUCGCUGCGACUGUAGGACCAAAUGCACGAGAACGCAAACCCUCACGGCCUCACAUCCACACUGCAGUGACAGCUGGUUUUGUAGCGCAUAUGACACCACCCGAAACGCCAAUGAGUCCAUCACCUGACUUCGAGACCACCCUCGCGUCGCCGCAAUCGUUAUUCCACAACUACUUGCGAGCAAUGCAUCCAUUCGAUCCCUCCGCCGAUUCCAUGCCCGGCGACGAUGCAUCACAAUCGGCCGUUGCGAUAAGACCUGGCGACUUGAUCCUUGUGCACUGCAUCCAUGCCAAUGGAUGGGCAGAUGGCACCGUUCUCAACACUGGCAAUCGCGGCUGGCUACCCACCAACUACUGCGAAGCCUAUGACCACCCGUACCUCCGCAACCUCUUGAAUGCCAUGACCCAGUUCUGGGAUCUGCUCGGCGCCAACGAAGAUGCGAACCUAUCUACCUUUGUCAGACAAGACUACAUAAGAGGGUUGAUCGCCGGUGUGAGAUACCUGCUGGAACGGGCAGACUGCUUGCACAGAGAUGCACCGUCGGUCAAGAACCAUGUCGGAGUACGAAGGAUGCGCAAAGGGCUGUUGGCGGAUCUGUCAUCCUUGGUACAAAUUGCAAAGAGGCUGCAAGAUACGAUCAGCGAGCCUUUUGCGGGGGAGGUGAUUCACGUACUACUGGACGACUUGAUCUGCAAAGCAUUCAAGGUGGUGACAAGGGCCAUCAGCUUUACCGAUGUCUGGAGCCAAGAGGUCAGGCCUGCUAAACAUGAGCUGAACCGCCUGCUCGUUCCCCAAGGUCUGGAAACGCCACCAAUCGAGAGUUCCGGCUUGGCGAUCGAUACCUCACUCUUCCCCAAACCGGGUGUCACGCCAAUUGACUCGGCCAUACAUUUCCCAGAUCAUAACCGGACACAGAGCAAUGACGAUGUUGCGCCUGGGGCCGACAACGAGGCUGAGAGCGGCGAGGAGCGAAAGCCCCGGCUGUCGAUGAUCUUCACCCCUCCAGAUGGACUGGCAGCUCACAGAGUGUCAUUGGUUGCAAAGGACAACCACCGUGCAAUGUCCGGCCCGUUGGCUUCAGAGCAGCUGGCAAAGGUGCACGACAUUUGCAUUAGCCACAUUGGUGCUUUCAUCGGCCAUCAUUUACAUUCUCGCCCUUCUUCAGAACUGGUCGCCACCACCGAACGUCUCGUCAAGGCAUGCAGAAACAUGCUCACCAUUGUGGACGAAGUUUAUGCACACGACCAUCAAGGCUCACAAGCUGUUCAGCAGGCUAAGAGUGAUUUUGAGGUGAAGCUGGAGGAGCUUGCCAAGUCGACGAAGGACGUUUUUCGAUUCUCCGACUCUCCCGACGACGAGGUCAUCAUGAUGCCCGAUCAGACGAACCAUUUGAUCAACGUGGGGACAAGUCUGAUUCGAAACACUGGCGAAUGCGUUGUCAGGACACGCCAGCUCAUCGAACAGAUUGGCGAUUUCGAGCUGAAGACUUCAGCAUUGGCUUCGUCGAGAGCAGCGCAAGAGAUCCCAGAGCGCGGCGACAGUCUGGCGCAAAACGAUCAACAAGACGAUGAUUCCAAAACAAGGAAGCGUGUAUCAACGACGCAUCGGUUGUCGAAGACCGUGAUUCCUCCGCCUCCACCAAUUCCUGAUGAUGUCGGUACCACUGAGUCCACGGGAGCCUCCGCGACGCCACAACCAGAGACCACAGAAUCUGGCCAGGAUACACCGACGGUCGGGACAACAGACAAGCCCCUACCUCCACCACCAAGGCAAAGAUCCGUGAAGCGGGCAUCGCACAACUCCAGCAACCAUGUCGAGUCCCUCAAAAGUCCAAGGUCUUUCCGUUCGAGUUCGACCAGCCCUGCUCGCAAGGACAGCGUUGGAAUGUCGAUUGCCGGGUCUACAGACACUUGCUACAGCAGCACACGGGACUCUAGUAUCACCGCUGUGUCGCAAGCGUCAACCCGAGCGACCACGCCUGACCAGCCAAAGGAUUCGUCGAGCUCAGAUCCGGCCUUGAUGAACAGCUUCGCGAGCAUUUCUAGCCUCAAAUCCGUCAUCACCGAUGACAGCAUUGACGCCGAGCAGCUCUUGCAAAAGACGUACGCUCACGAGUUGACCUUCAACAAAGAGGGCCAAGUCGCUGGUGGCAGUCUCCCAGCUCUCGUGGAACAAUUGACCACGCACGACUCUGCGCCAGAUCCACAGUUUGUGACCGCUUUUUUCCUGACUUUCAGAAAGUUCUGCGAGCCGAGAGAAUUCGCUCAGACCUUGAUCCACCGAUUCGACUAUAUUGGCGACAGCAGGACUGUUGGUACUCCGGCUCGUCUGCGCAUCUACAAUGUCUUCAAGGGAUGGCUGGAGACGUACUGGAGCGCCGAUGCCGAUAAGGACGCACUCGGCGAGAUCCGCUUCUUCGCCUUGCACAAGCUGAAGCAGGUACUCCCAGCCGCUGGAGAACGCUUGGCUGAGUUGACGAAGAAGGUCACCGAAGGAUACGCCAACGGCACGAUCACUGGACCACUUGUAUCCGGUGUUGGCAAGACAAGCCUCUCCUUCAGCCAUGACGAUGCCAGCAUGCCAGAGCCAAUCAUCACCGUGAAGCAACUCAAUGCACUACGUGUUGCCACCGGAGGAGGUGCGCAGGUCAGCAUUUUGGAUUUCGACCCGAUAGAGAUCGCACGCCAGAUCACGCUGCUUGUGGUCAAGGCAUACUGCGAAAUCCGGCCUGAGGAGCUGCUCAGCAUGGACUGGGGUAAGCCAAACACAAAGAAGGCGAAGAGUGUCCGUAAAAUGUGCCUGCUCAACACGGAUCUGGCCCAUCUUGUUAGUGACACGAUUCUGCAGCCGGAUGAUGCAAAGAAGCGGGCGAAAGUCAUCAAGCAAUGGGUCAAGAUUGGUACUGCUUGCUUGGAACUGUGCAACUACGACUCGGUCAUGGCCAUCAUGUGUCAGCUGAACUCUUCGCCAGUCCAGAGACUGAAGAAGACCUGGGAUCUCGUCAACAAGAAGACGAUCGCAGAGCUUCAAGAGAUUGACAAAGUGGCGGACAUGUCGAAGAACUACAACACCCUUAGACGCCUGUUGGAAUCGCCUACAGCGCCUUGCCUUCCUUUCCUGGGUGUCUACCUCACCGAUCUCACGUUUGUGAUUGCUGGAAAUCCAAAGCGUAGAGAGCUGCCCGGGGUAACGACCGAGACUGGCGACACCGUCUCGGUCAUCAACUUCGACAUGUACAGCCGCAUUGCCAAAAUCAUCAGCCACCUUCAGAAGUUCCAGGUACCCUACAAGUUAAAGCAGGUUCCAGAAAUGCAGACCUGGAUGGAUCAACACCUGAAGCGCAUGCGAGACGGCCACGACGAGAUGGUGAGCACCUUCCACCGUCGAAGCCUCAGCCUCGAGCCCAAACCCGAGGACAGGAAGCAUUCGAUCUUCCGACUCGACACCGACGAACGGCCCAAGACGGCAGCCUCUCGCCCCGAGGCCUCGCCCAUGGACCGCUUCGAUUUCUUCCACAAGAGCAGCUCUUUGCUGAACAUGCGGAGCCAAACAACGCUCAACAUUGCCGACGCGGCGAGCGAGCAGAAACGCGCGAGUGCGCAAUAA
This is a messenger RNA of Zasmidium cellare ATCC 36951, 3696 nucleotides long. RefSeq lists its product as uncharacterized. The record is from RefSeq and is a predicted model, not a curated record. Lineage: Eukaryota; Fungi; Ascomycota; Dothideomycetes; Mycosphaerellales; Mycosphaerellaceae. The transcript has a single exon. Gene Ontology annotation, cellular component: plasma membrane. Gene Ontology annotation, molecular function: protein binding; guanyl-nucleotide exchange factor activity. Bases 1 to 3696 code for a protein of 1231 amino acids. Gene Ontology annotation, biological process: Ras protein signal transduction; positive regulation of GTPase activity.